UGCGCGUCAAUCCAUUCAGUCAGUUACUCAGCCAUCAACUGCCUCCGCUCACACAUUCCUGCGUGAGGUGUGUUUGGCGUAGAGGUAAGCCAACGCUCUUGGGAGGGGGCCGUUCUGUAGAUGCUCCUUCGUCACAGCCGCUCUCUCGGUGUGGUGCUCCUGCUUGAAGCGGCCGUCCCCUUUGCUGCUGAUGUUGGUGGUGGCCAUUGUGGUUGUGGUUGUGGAUGCUGACUCGUCACUCGCCGCAGCACCCUCCGACACAUCAGACUGAGGAAACACAUGCACGGCGGCACGGCUCUCUGUGUGUCUGUGUAUCUCUGUGUGUCUGUGUGGCUGAGGGUAGUGAGUGCAUCCUUUAUCGAAAAUUACUGUGUGGUGUGCUGCGCUGUGUGUUCCUAGUAGGCACAUUAGAAGCGAUUUCCACACAUACACCCACACACGAGGCAAAGGGCACCGCAGACACCACACAUCACAUUCAUUCAUUCAUUCAUGUGUGUCGUGAGUGAGAGGUUCAUGGACUUACUUGUUGGCCAUUGUCGUCUUCGUCACGUGUCUCUUGUUUGUCGGCGCCCGCCACAUCCUCAAGCUGACAUCACAACACAUCCAUCACACAUAGAGUUUGGUUUGUGCGUCUCCUUGCCUGUGUGUGCACACCUGGCUGAUGACGUUGUCUAUGAUGCCGUUAUUCUUGGUCGUGCCAUCGUCUUCACCAUCGCCCUCUUGCUGCUCACUGCGCUCCACUGCUGUCGAUGGCAUCAAUCCGUCGGUGGCCAACAGAGAGCCGGCCACCGGGUCACUGCCACUCUCACUCGCGGCGGGUGUGUCGAUCUGCCGGAACGACAUUGGGCGCUGGACGGUGUAACGCGAGGGGCUGUAUUGGGUGGGGCCGAGGUUGAGGUUGAGUUGGUUCUGCCCGGGCGCCGGUUGCGUCAUGACGCCACUCGGAGGCAUCAUGCCCAUGCUCGAGGCAGAGAGGGAGGGUGGGACGGCGGGGACGAAGAGAGGGGCUCCGUGCAUGCUCCAGACAUUGCCGCUUCGCUGCCUGAGUCUUGCCUGCUCGGCAAUUGCGUCCUCCAUCCCUUCGACCUGUCGACGAACUUCGUGGCGCAGCUGAUUCACAUGAUCAGAUAGAGACACAGAGAGUUACAUAGUUCACACAAAAGUGUGUGUCUGAGUGUGUCGCUGACCUCCUCGCGCAGACGAUUGAGCUCCUGCUUCUCAAACUUCCUACACACACAUGCAACCAAACACUAAGUGAACCUGUCUGUCUGCCUGUCUGUCUGUCUGUCUGUUUCUCAAUGAGCCUCUCUGUCUGUGUGUCUGUGUGUCUGUCUGAUUGAUUGAUUGAAUGAUUGUCUCACCAUUUCUUCGAAGGCAUAAUUUUGAGGUCGAUGUUGGAGGGAGGCUGCUGGCACGACACACACCAAGGACCGGCCAGCAACGCCAACACACACAGCAAAGUCAGCGUCAUCGUGCAGGCGCCCGUGGUUGGUUGAUUGAUCGUCAGCCCGUCACUCAGUCACUGAGUCACUCAGUCAGUCACUCAGCCGAUGAACGAUGAAACAGAGCGAGGCAGAUCGUUACACAUACAUGUGCCCACAUACAUAAUGAUGCAUACGUCAUGACGUAUAUGUAUCGUCUGUACAUACAUACAUAAACGAUACAUGCGACGAUUGACU
Molecule: messenger RNA, 1679 nt
Organism: Vitrella brassicaformis
Lineage: Eukaryota; Vitrellaceae
Source: the annotation of a GenBank genome assembly